This is a messenger RNA of Phanerochaete carnosa HHB-10118-sp, 792 nucleotides long. RefSeq lists its product as uncharacterized. NCBI's taxonomy places the organism in Eukaryota, Fungi, Basidiomycota, Agaricomycetes, Polyporales, Phanerochaetaceae. Bases 27 to 641 code for a protein of 204 amino acids. The record is from RefSeq and is a predicted model, not a curated record. The transcript has 5 exons. Gene Ontology annotation, molecular function: ceramide 1-phosphate binding; ceramide 1-phosphate transfer activity. Gene Ontology annotation, biological process: ceramide transport; intermembrane lipid transfer. Gene Ontology annotation, cellular component: cytoplasm; membrane; cytosol.
UUCCACUACACUGUUAUUCACGAACAAUGGCCCCUUAUUUUGAGACUGUCAAAUCUUUUACGGACGUUCCUGUCACCGACGCUGGCGUCGACACCAUCACUUUCCUCGAGGCUGCUCAGGGAGUAGUUAACCUAUUUGAUCUCCUUGGCUCUGCCGCUUUCGCUGCUGUGCAGAACGACCUGAAGAGCAACAUUGCGAAAGUCCGCGCGCGGUACGACGCCGUGCCCGACCAGUCUGGAACCCUCGAGCUGCUUGUGGAGAACGAGAAGGGCGAGAAGAAGCGCACCGCGACCGAGGGCCUGCUCUGGCUCCUCCGAGGCCUCGCAUUCACGUGCAAGGCCCUGCAAAUUGCCCAGGCCAACAAAUCGACAGAGCUCUCUACCGCUUUCAGCGAAUCGUACAGCGCGACCCUGAAGAAGUAUCACAACUUCGUGGUUAAGGGUGUCUUUGCCGUGGCGAUGAAGGCUUGCCCAUACCGGGCAGCGUUCUUCGAUAAGCUCGCCGCGGAUCCUGCAGGCGGGCCUCCAGUCCCUCAGGAGAAACUCGACGAGGAGCUCGACAAGUGGCUUGCUGCUCUGGAUUCGAUCGCCACGAGGCUGCAGACCUUCUACGAUUCAAACGACUACGGCAAGGGCUUUUAAUAUGGUUGCAUGACGUUUCGGGGAACUGACCGCGUAUCUGUGUGGAUGACGAUACAUUCACAAAGUGCGUUCUAAACGUGUAAUUGACUCGGGGGUUGCACUUGCUUAGCUACGAGCGGAAUCAACAUAUGCAUCGAGUGCUCGUGAUCAG